Messenger RNA from Lolium rigidum, 755 nucleotides. RefSeq names its product putative H/ACA ribonucleoprotein complex subunit 1-like protein 1. Gene Ontology annotation, biological process: snoRNA guided rRNA pseudouridine synthesis; ribosome biogenesis. The coding region runs from base 1 to 573 and encodes 190 amino acids. NCBI's taxonomy places the organism in Eukaryota, Viridiplantae, Streptophyta, Magnoliopsida, Poales, Poaceae. The transcript is spliced from 4 exons. The record is from RefSeq and is a predicted model, not a curated record. Gene Ontology annotation, cellular component: box H/ACA snoRNP complex. Gene Ontology annotation, molecular function: box H/ACA snoRNA binding.
AUGAGGCCACCCAGAGGCGGCGGAGGUUUCCGCGGGCGCAGCGGCGACCGCGGUGGCCGCUUCGGUGGUGGCGGCCGCGGCCGCGGCGGCGGGGGCCGCUUCGGCGGAGGUGGCGGCUUCCGCGACGAGGGCCCUCCGGCCGAGGUCGUCGAGGUGUCGACGUUCGUGCACGCGUGCGAGGGCGACGCCGUGACCAAGCUCACGAACGAGAAGGUGCCCUACUUCAACGCGCCCAUCUACCUCCAGAACAAGACCCAGAUCGGCAAGGUCGACGAGAUCUUCGGCCCCAUCAACGAAUCAUUUUUCUCGGUCAAGAUGUUUGAGGGGGUCAUUGCAACAUCCUACAACCAAGGUGACAAGUUCUUCAUUGACCCCAUGAAGCUGCUGCCUCUCUCGCGCUUCCUGCCACAGCCAAAGGGCUCGACUACAGGAUUUUCUCGAGGUGGUGGCCGUGGUGGAAGAGGUGGUGCUCGUGGUGGCCGUGGUGGAUUCCGUGGAAGAGGUGCCCCAAGGGGCCGUGGUGGACCUCCCAGGGGUGGAGGGCGUGGAUUCAGAGGACGUGGCAGAUAUUAGGAUUUAGUUUUAGUUUGAUGUUUGUUUUGACAUCAUGUUCUACAUGGCUCAGCUGGAAACUAUAGUGUUCUUGUAAACCUUAUGUUAAGUUAGCUGAGUGCACUCAAUUGCGUAUGUGUGGGAAGUCGAAUUCUCUGUUGAACAGAUCCUUUGUAUCUUUAAGUCCAUGCAUUCAUCGUUUA